AGCUCACACAGGACGGCUCGUCUGGUCAGCAACUUCAGCUCUGAUUGUAAACUUUCCCGCACUUGUGCUAUAUGCUUCAGGCUCUGUUCAAACUCUUUCGCAAUGGCCGAUAGCACCCAAGACAUUCACAAGUACGGCACCGAUGAUGGGUGGCACGGCGUGAUUGCGGAAGGAGGAGAGUUUCCACCAGAGAAAGAUCGAUAUCAUCUCUACAUUGGCCACUUCUGCCCCUUCGCGCACCGCGUGCAACUCAUCCGCCACCUCAAGUCUCUCCAACCUUUCAUAACCCUCUCCGUAGUCCGUCCCCACCCGAAAGAAGGCGGGGGCUGGCGAUUCCCAUCUGGCAGACCCUCGGCCUCGUCCGAGUUCGCAGAAUACCCCGGCGCCACCGUCGACCACCUCUUCAAAUCCUCCUUCCUCUCCGAAGUCUACUUCCGAGAUGAUAAAGAGUACAAGGGCAAAUACAGCGUCCCGCUCCUCUGGGAUAAGAAGAGCAACAAGAUCGUCAACAACGAAAGCGCGGAGGUGUUGAGAUGGUUACCUACGGCCUUUGACUCUUUACUCCCGAAGCCCAACGGUAGUGACAUCGAUUUUUACCCUCAAGAGCUGAAAAAGACAAUCGAUGAGUGGACGCCCUUCAUCCAAUCUAACAUCAAUUUGGGUGUCUACCGCGCUGGUUUCGCUACUACGCAGUCCGCGUACGACAGCGCUGUCGCUGUCCUUUUCGCUGCUCUCAACAAACUCGAGGCAUUUGUUCACGCGAAUGGUGGACCGUAUAUCCUGGGAAAAACAUUGACUGAACUCGAUGUUAGGGUCUUUACGACGAUUGUACGCUUCGAUGUCAUCUAUGUGCAGCAUUUCAAGACGAAUCUGGGAACCAUCAGACAUGACUACCCCGUUCUUGCGAAUUGGCUCAAGGGCGUGUUUUGGAGUGAUGAGUGGAAGGGUUUUCGGGAGACGUGUGACUUCAAGCAUAUUAAGGAGAAUUACACAAAAAGCCACAGCGACAUCAAUCCACUAGCCAUAACGCCCAUGGGGCCCUUCCCAGACGUGGAAUCGGGGUACGAAAGCGAUUGGACGAAACUGUCGCCCGGGGAAAUCAAACAUCCUGCAGUUCUGGAAGCUGCUUCAAAACUAUAG
This is a messenger RNA of Periconia digitata, 1140 nucleotides long. The record is from the annotation of a GenBank genome assembly. Lineage: Eukaryota; Fungi; Ascomycota; Dothideomycetes; Pleosporales; Periconiaceae.